CCCGCUUCCGGGGGCGGCGGUGACGCGCUCGGGCCGCGUUCGGCCGUGGGGACGGGCGGGACAUGGGAGCUUAAAGGGGCGGUCCGGUCCGGUCCGGUCCAGCGAAAGGGAGCGGCGGUCGCGGUGCUGGUAGGGGGAAAGUUCUCUUUAACGUGAUUCUUACAAGUAAUAUUUCCUCAUCAUGGAUGAGCUAUCACCUGAAGAAAUUCAGCUGAGGGCCAACCAGGUCACUGAUGAGUCUUUGGAAAGCACAAGGAGGAUUCUUGGCUUGGCCAUUGAGUCCCAGGAUGUUGGCAUCAAAACUAUUACCAUGCUGGAUGAACAAGGAGAACAACUAAAUCGAAUAGAAGAAGGCAUGGACCAGAUAAAUAAGGACAUGAGAGAAGCUGAGAAGACACUGACAGAGCUCAACAAAUGUUGUGGUCUCUGUGUCUGUCCUUGUAACAGGACAAAGAACUUCGAGGCCAGCAAAGCGUACAGAUCAACCUGGGGAGAUGGAACGGAAAACUCUGCAGAUCAGGUGAUAUCUAUGCAACCAAGAAGUCUAAAUCGGCAGCAGCCUCAGACUUCUGGAGGACCAAGUGGUGGAUAUAUUACAAGGAUAACAAAUGAUGCCAGAGAAGAUGAAAUGGAUGAAAAUCUUGCUCAAGUUGGAAACAUUCUUGGGAAUUUGAAAAACAUGGCCUUGGAUAUGGGCAAUGAGAUUGAUGCCCAGAAYAAGCAAAUAGACCGGAUAAAUGUUAAGGCUGAUACAAACAGGGAACGCAUUGAGCAAGCCAACAUCAGAGCCAAGAAACUAAUUGACAAUUAAAGCCUGCUUUCAAUGUUCAAUGACAGCUUCUCCAGCUGCAAGCCACCAUAUUCCUGGAUCUGUGAAACUUCUAAAAUAAGAGGGGCUGGGAAAAAUGAAGCAGUACCCCUUUUGUAGGGAUUAGUUUUCUUUUAUUGCUUCAUGUAAACAUGGCCUUGACUCUAAGAAAGCAGCCAACUUUYCUUCUACUCAUCUGCCUUCACUUUCUUUAAACUGCUCAGGGCUAAAAGUGUUUGGGCUUUGAGAAUCUUCUUGCAUGUUUUAUUCCUUUUCCCAGUUUCUUUUUAUUACUUUUUUUUACAUUUUAUUUUCCUGCACCGAAAAUUCAGUCCUUUGUUGAAGCUGGACAAGCAGGGUAACCUGAAUUCAUAGUUGUGGAAAGUUGGAGAGGGCACUUUGCACUGUUUGAAAUACCUCAUAAGUUGAGUGUCUUCACUAAAAUAGGGACUAGGUGAACGUUGUCUGAUUUGUAUCUCUAGCACCUAACCAUAGUUUUCCAAUCCAAACCACAUGAUUGGUUUGUAGUUGAAUUUGUGGAUCACAGAAUUGAAGAGGCCCAUUACUUACAACUUACAGYUUGUGGGUUGAGGGCUUUAAGACACUUCCUAACCACGUGAACUUUAAGGUAAUGGUAAUCGGAGGGAUAUACAGGUUUCCAUUUCUUUACUGUAAACAUUGGUUUGGAGGCCAUGACUAAUCAUGCUGCAUUGUUAUGAUAAUAUUGUGUGURUAUAUAUAUCUGAUAUGAACCCCAUGCACACAUGAGUGGAAGAAAAUAAAACUAUCUCCCCGAAGUAUUUAUUUGAUGGAAAAUUUUACACCCCUCAUCUAAAASUUAACUUCUAAGUGUUUGAAUGAUGCAUCUGAACUGGAAAAAACUGAGUAGAAAAGCAUGCAAUUUGCUUGCAUCCCAUAUCUUAUUCUCAUUUGGCCAGUUUUCACUGGAGUUCAGUUUAUGCCUUUCUCUAGUGCAAAAAAAAAUAAUGAUUGAGAUCUAGUGCAGAGUUUGUUCUCAGCAGUGACUUUGGGGGUGCUUCUUAAACCUGCCAAAACCAGAGGAGCUUAYUGUGAAACUUCUUUGUCACAAGUCUGGAGGAAGCAGUAGCUAUUUAUGAACUGCAAGCUAGUUCUAAAUAAACUAGUUCYAAUGGAUUCCUGACUGGUUUAUUAUUGCAGACUUUGGGACUGGCAGUUGGAAAUACCACAUGUCCAAGUUGCUUGCAAAUAAAGUGUUCUUACUCUGUUGCAAAAUAGAGGCGUUUCUGACGAGGUGAGGUAAAGYUUUCUCUUGUGAACAAAAAUAUUUUGGUUUUACUGUAAUAUACAAAGGUUUUCUUUAAGUCUCAAUAGUAAUUGGAAGUGACUUAGUAUACUGCAGUGUGAAGUUAAAAUAAUCUAUGCCUGUUUUAAAGUGAAAAGUUAUGCUUUGGACUAAUCUGUGAUACUCAGUAUCAGAUGGCAAGAAUCUUCAAAUUUAUUGGAGGAAUAAUUAAUAGCAUUUAGGGGGUGCUUUUUGAAGGACAGUCCACAAAUAUCCUGUAACCACUAAUAUUGAAUCCCAGAGUCAAAGAAGACAGUAAUCCACUGAAAUGCAAGAUAGUGUUUAGGUGUUGUGUUUUCUUCUUAGCAGACAUACCGUCAGUAUUACCGGUAUAUUUUUAAUACACUCCCAGGACAACUUGAUAUUUAAAGGAAAAAACCAAAACCCAUCAACAACACGCACAAAAAACCCCAACAAAAACCCAACCAAACACAAAACCCCCCAAACAACUGACCAAAGGAUGGGGUAGCUGCAUGUAAUAAAUAGGCCAGUGGCAAUUUGCCUUAUGUGAGUAAGGUAAAGUCAUUUUUAGGAGAUUAGAUACUUGAGUAGUAUCUAAUGAGUAAUCUUGAGUAGUGGGUUGGCUCCUGUCUAGCUUCUGGUAAUUGUUGGAAUGCUAAUGAAUUUCAAAAGCUCACUCACUACCCAAUCAGUAAAUGAAGAUUCUGUACUUAAAAACAGAAGUAGCGAAGAAGUACUUUUAAGAACAUUGCMUAGUAAACUUUGAACAGCCACCUGCAUAGGGAAUUUGUAUGCCCYUUUUUUCCUUCUUAAAAACUUCAGCUGAACUGGAGGAGUAUUUGCUGCUAGUUGUGAAAGCAAAGCACAUGUUAUUUAAUUAUGACUGUCUCCUGGAACAGAAGACUGAAGUGGUUACCUUAUUCUGCUUACACAGUGCAAGCCUGCUCUUUGAGGGAGUUGGUGCCUUUGUGUUAGUCAAAAACAGUUUGCUUCUUGGAUGUCUCACUGUUGUCCAUAGAAUAGAUGCUUAAUUUUCAUAUCUAUGGUAUGAAAUCAACACUUGUACAUCUUUGUAUGUCUGAAUGCUAUUAAGAAUGAAGGUUUACAAUUUCUGCWUUUGAUUGUUAAACUAUAUAUUGUGCACAAAAAAUACAUACUUUUAUAAUUGAA
This is a messenger RNA of Malurus melanocephalus (red-backed fairy wren), 3263 nucleotides long. It is a transcript of the gene SNAP23, whose product is annotated as synaptosome associated protein 23. The coding region runs from base 182 to 811 and encodes 209 amino acids. Gene Ontology annotation, biological process: exocytosis; synaptic vesicle fusion to presynaptic active zone membrane; synaptic vesicle priming. Gene Ontology annotation, molecular function: syntaxin-1 binding; SNAP receptor activity. NCBI's taxonomy places the organism in Eukaryota, Metazoa, Chordata, Aves, Passeriformes, Maluridae. The transcript is spliced from 8 exons. The record is from RefSeq and is a predicted model, not a curated record. Gene Ontology annotation, cellular component: plasma membrane; synaptobrevin 2-SNAP-25-syntaxin-1a-complexin I complex.